AUGUCUGGUAUUCAUUUUGCCAUCGUGUCUGAUUCAGACGAGUCAAUUCAGCGAAGUGAACACCUAAAGGUGUUUUAUGAGGCGUUGGCGAAUGGUGGUUUGACCUUGAACGAGCCGGAGCCUAUCGAGCACAGCUAUCGUACCGAUCGAAUGCUCACUUAUGACUCAUAUCCUGUCCAUCAUACAAUGGAGGAUAAAACUGAUGAAUAA
This is a messenger RNA of Anisakis simplex (herring worm), 210 nucleotides long. The record is from the annotation of a GenBank genome assembly. Lineage: Eukaryota; Metazoa; Nematoda; Chromadorea; Rhabditida; Anisakidae.